Molecule: messenger RNA, 32727 nt
Organism: Podarcis lilfordi (Lilford's wall lizard)
Lineage: Eukaryota; Metazoa; Chordata; Lepidosauria; Squamata; Lacertidae
Source: the annotation of a GenBank genome assembly
AGCUGCGCCGCUGUUGCCAUGGCGAAGCUGAAGGACGCCGCGCUCUGGUCGCGCGCGGCAACCUGGGUCUCGUAGUUCGCUCUCGCCUUCUGCUAUAGGCGCACGCUUGGGGAAGGGGAGGAAAGGACUUCGUUUCCCAGCAUCCCUCGGAGCAAACGGGGGGGAGCUGGCUUCGGGGAAGGAAGGAAGAAAGGAAGGCGUCUGCCUCUAGCUUCGCCAAUGGCGGUUAUGAGACACAGACCUGAGUUGUACCGCUGGCGGCGCUUCAGCCAGUCGGCGUCUCGGCAGAAGGUAGGGAUGAGAGGUGUUGUGCCUCCUGCCUCCGCCGACCCAGGCAGCUGUUCCAGCGUGAAGUUAUAGUUGGAUGGGAAAUAGGCAGAGAGGAGUUCUUCUCGCUCUCGCCUGGUCUCCGUUUAUUGCAUUUAUAUCCCACCUUUUCCUCCGAAGAGCUCAAGGUGGUGAACAUGGUUCCUCCCCCCACUCGUCAUGCAAUCUUUCCCACAACCCUGUGGGGUAGAAUCGUAGGCUGCAGGUGGGCAAUGUAGCAACCAGCUGUGCCUUCUUCCAGGAUCGAAACAAUUGUCUACAGUGGUACCUCGGGUUAAGUACUUAUUUGUUCCGGAGGUCCGUUCUUAACCUGAAACUGUUCUUAACCUGAAGCACCACUUUAGCUAAUGUGGCCUCCUGCUGCUGCCGCGCCGCUGGAGCACGAUUUCUGUUCUCAUCCUGAAGCAAAGUUCUUAACCCGAGGUACUAUUUCUGGGUUAGCGGAGUCUGUAACCUGAAGCGUAUGUAACCUGAGGUACCACUGUAUUUGUAUGCCACUUUUGUAUGGUGAACCUUGCUCAAAGCUGCUCACAGCAUCCACAAUACUUAGAAUCACAGAAUUGUAUAGUUGGAAGAGAUUCCCGCCCCCCCCCCCCCUUGAGGCUCAUCUAGUCCAACUCCCCUUCUUUACAGGAAUCUCAACUGGAGCAUCCAUGACAGAUGGCCAUCUAACCAACCAACCUCUGCUUAGAAACCUCCCACCACCUUCUGAGGGAGUCCAGAUAGUUUAGGCUAAGAAGCUUCAUGGCUGAGUCACCCAGGUCCCACUCUGACUCUACACUAAUGGUGAAGCUGAGUGGUGGGGGAGCUGUGAUAGACAAAACAAAGUAUUCAUGCAACACAUAAUUAAGCAAUGAAACUGGUUGAUGCUAGGUGUGUCAGAGCCCCCCACCCCCCGUUUGGACUGCUUUCACAAAUUAAUGCAGGUUAAGGCUAUCAGUUACUACUAGUCAAUGCUGCCACCAGUAUCUGAGGCACAGUGCCUCUGAAUACUAGUCACUAGGGAGUAAGUCUCAGAGUUCAGUAGAGCUUACUUACUCUUUAGGUGUGCUUAGGAUGAUUUUAACCUUAACCUAUCUAGGGGCUUGCAAAGACAGAGGUCUUUUAGUUUUACUUUAAUAUUAAUAGCUAGCUCAGUGCUAAACUAUUGUAAUGUUUCUCCCCUAGACAAAACUUGAUCCUGACAAUGUGGAGCACUGGAUUAAGGUAAGGGAGAAGAAAGUGAUGCAUAACCUUCCUAUUUACAUGAGAGUAAUGCCUAUUGUACUCAGUGGGAUUAAUUUCUGAAUAAUCAUCCUGGAUAAAAUUAGACCAGUACUUUCUUAGUGUCAAGGUAUGGCAUGUUUUGGAGUUAGUGGCUUCUCUUUGUAUUUGGAUCCAUUUAAUAUACUGAUUAAUGAGCUGCUACACAAGCAGGUCUGAGCUGGUAUCAGUAGCCUUAACUGUUAAACUGUGAGUGAAAUCUCUGCAUUUCACUGUGCAAAUUUUUUUCUAUGAGAUUGUGACCCUUAUAUGACGUAAGACAAUGGGUCUUCCUACCCCAGUAUUGUCUAUUCUGAUUGGAAUAGCUACCUAAGGUGCCAUGGAAAGAAACUUUGGACCUUACACAUCUAAAGUGCCCUCUAUUCCCUCCCUCCCUGACUAAUGUUUAAUUUCAGUUAGGUAGCCGUGUUGGUCUGACGCAGUCAAAAUAAAAAUAAAAAAAUUGUCCAGUAGCACCUUAUAGACCAACUAAGUUAGUUCUGGUAUAAGCUUUCGUGUGCAUGAACACUUCCUGAUACAUAUGUCUGUCAUUCUCUUUCUUAGCGAGUGGAACAAGCAUCUGAGUUUGCUGUUUCUGAGACGUUUUCCUUAAAAAAGACAUCUUAUUCUCGAGGACUUCAUGGCCCUGUGCUAGAUUUGGAAACGACAGAGCAGCUGCAAGAUCAUGAUGAGGCAUAUGUGGAAGGUAUUGCCUAAAUGUGAUGCUGGUCCAGAUUAAUAUAUCUAUAUUUUUAGCUACAUUGCAGAAGACUUGCAUUAGGUACAGUGAGGAGGAAAAGUAUUUGAUCCCCAGCUAAAUUUGCCCAUUUGCUCUCUGACAAAGAAAUGACCAGUCCAUAAUUUUAAUGGUAGGUUUAUUGUAGCUGUGAGAGACAGAAUAACAACAGGAUAACCCCCAAGGGAGCCAUGAACUCAAAAAGCUUGAAAACCUCUGCUUUAAUGCAAAUGAUGUAAAGUAACAAAUUAAAAAUUAGAAUCUGAUUAGUAUAAUUUUUAUUACUGAAUGUUAUACCCUCCGUAAAAUAUCCAAUGUAAACAACACCAACAGUAAAAUAGAAUACAAAUCUAAGGCCAACUUAACUAAGAAGAGAGUAUUAAAAGAUAUACAAAAACAUGUGUUCAGGCUUGAAGUGUAAAGCUGCUUUUCUUUUAGAAUUUUAGCUCUAGUUGCCACUUCUUAUCCAAUUAACAUCCAUUGCUGCUUUCAUCAAUGUAGCCCAAGAGCUCCUUAAUGAUUGGUUGAAUUCAAAACUGAAGUUGGAACUUGCAGAUGAUCAAGAAGAUUCUGCUGAAAAUCCAUUGGCUCAUUCUCGUCCUCCCCAGGAGUCCCCCACUGGCUUUCAGAAGUAUGAAAAAUUUGAUGGUGAGAACUUGCCUCAAUUUUAAACUUGGAUCUAGAGAAUGUAUAAUGAUAAUAUUGAGUACCAUUUAAUGGAAAAUUGUCAAAAUGAAUAGAACUUCCUUGCACUUAUGUCUACGUUUAUAGUUCAAGUACCAAGGAAGUCAUGCAAAGUUUGUAGUGUUGUUUGGCUCUACAUUAGUACGUUCUGCUCUGAUAUUAAAAUGGCUCAGUUCAUGACAUGAAGCAAAUGUAACAUUCAGAUGGAGCUGUAUUCAUCAAUUAAUAUUGAUCAAGUUGUUUGGGUCUUCACUGAUAUCAAGCUUAAACAAGUGAUAAUAAAUACCAAAUAUCUUAUUUUGCAUACUUGUAAAAGCAUUAUAUGUCUUGUUGCUAACCAGGGUACCUGAAUUUUAACACAAGCAGGAAAUGAAAGAAUGGUAUGCUUAAAAAUGUUUGGUGCCAUUUCUGGAUUGUUUUGCUUGGUAUUUUAGAUUUUUAUGGUUAUCUGGAAGAUGAGAUGGAAAAUACAACAGUACAAGAUAUUCUGCAGGAUCUACUGCAGAGUGAAGUUGUUGACAGUGGUAUAUUGGGAAACCUUAGAACUGAAGAACUUAAGGAGAAAAGGAAGCCCAAAGACCCACGAAUUACCAUGGAAUUAAGGCAUAAACAGGUAUUUGGAGAAGACAGCCUUAAGGCACCUACUAUUGUAAGGUACAGUUGUAAAAAAUAGUGUAGUGUUUCUUAAAUGGUUUUGUUAAGUAAACUGUUUCCUGAGCCAUGUUUUUACUGUAGUACAAUUGAAGUUACUGGUGAAUUGUUCUCCAAGAAUAGUGCUGAUGUUUUUGUCUGUUUCCAUGCAUUGGCCUACAUCAGAGGCCAAUUCCAGCAUAACAGUGUAUCCAGGGCUUCUAUUUACAUUUGCCAGUCAUAGAAGCAAUGAUUGCAUGGAGAUAUCCGAGCACUUCACUUGUGUCAUCCACAUAGUUAUCAUCCCUGAUGGCAGUCAAGUGUUGGGGAGCAUACAUUAGUGGGAUUCUAGUUAUAUUUCUCGAUGGAUUUCCUGAACCUUGGUGUAUUCUGGAAGGAUUUAAUGGAGAAACACAGUAGUCAUGGCAAAGGUGUAGCUGCCCUGAAAGCAACACAUCUACAACAAUUUGUAUACCAUAGUCCUGUAGUUUAAAACAACAAAAUAUGAUCUUGGUCUUGAUUUUGUUUCUCAGGUAAAAGAAAAUCGGCUCAGGAGACAAAAGGAGCAAGAGCUUCUGAAACAAGAGAAGGCCCUGAAAAAAUUGGCAAUGUCAGAGGCCCAGAGGCAACUCCAAGAGGAGAAGAAGAAGAAGGUUCUGAAAGCCAGGAGAGAAGAAGAGGAAAUUCAGAAACAGAUGGUGAAGCUACGGAAAGAGUUGGUAGAAAGAAGGCAUCUCAUGGAAGAAGCCAGGAAAAUGUAAGUUAAGGAAAACAAGAACUUGGCAUUCAAAUGCAUUUUAGAUACCAGAGCACAGUCUGAUAAUGUGUAACGGAGCAAACUUGCGGAAGUAAGUCUAAAUCUGAUCAUAAUCUGGAUGGGAGAUUCUUGGGAAUCCCAUGCAUAAAACUUAAGAGUUCUGAGGGAGAAAGAAGGCACGAUAUAUAAGCCAUACAUUUUAAUAACUUAUUCCUAAGUUAUGUGAAGCUUCAUCAGCUCCUGGAAACCAUGAAGUUUCUUCAGAUUUGUAGACCUGGAAAGCUGAUUUUCCUCCCUUUCUGAGCUUGCAAUUUGGAAAAUUGGCCUAAUAUCAUGUGUGCCCUUUUAUUUUUACUUAUACUGUACAAAUUAAAUUAAAGGAAACUGUCCAUUUGUGGUAUCAUGCAGCUCUCAUAAGUACUCGGAAAUAAGUCCCACUAUGCUCAAUGGGACUUAGUUGCAUAGUACUGCAACUGAAACAUUUUGGCAUUUCUACAGCAGAGAGCAAACACUAUUAGGUCCCCCCAAAAGGCCACUUGAAUCUUUUCAUGUGCUGUUAUAAGAUGAUUAUCGCGCUUGGUGAUUGGUUUGGUUAUAUGAACGUUGGCUAGGGCAAAAUAUUCCAAAUGCACACCAAUUUGCUGCCUCAAACAUUCUUCACAUGCAAAAUUCAAACCCCCGUAGAUGGAGGGUCCUUUAUAUUUGGUCACCUUAACUGCUCCUUUGAACUGCAGGUGCUUCUGCAGUGGUAGGUGGCUCAAGAAGACCAUUCUCUGAUGUUUGCUUCUUUAGGUAACCAUGGAAUCCUUGGGAAGAAUUCAUUGUAGUGCUAUGGCAUUUGUUCCAUCAGCACAAGCUUUUUAGCUUGCCAGAUGGAAUGAUGCUCCCCCUCUGUGCUGUUCUGGAGGUUCUCCUGAACCCCACCAAAGUCAGGGCAUACAGGGAGAGGGGGGUGCAGGAAUCCCUGUUGCGCCAGUGGACUUACUUGAGUGGGCUUCUGCUACUGGGACUCAUUAGUUGAAUCUGUCCCUUAGUUUUUAUACAUCAUCCAUUUGAAUGUCUACCCCUGACUAAUGGGAUUAUGUAUUGUGAACUUCUGGCUGCCUUUAAGCCACAAGAACCUUAUAUUGCUAUGAUUCCUAUCGCUAAGUGGCAUGUACAAUACUGAUUUUAUGCAGUAUACUUUUCACUGAGACAGAUCUCCUUUUAUACUUACAUAAAACUUUCCUAACUGCAGGUAGCAGAACUAUAUUCCUUUGAGACCUGCAACUAAUACAGACAUAGGAUAGAGAGAAAAAUGUAGCAAUCACCUAAUGAAUCUUGAUAAAUGGGCUGACAAACAGAGUUGGGUAACAGAAAAGUAAUAAUAUGAGAACUGGCUGAAGGUCAUGAGAUGACUAUCACAGUCCUCUUAUGCUCUACUAUUUGCCUCUGGCCUCUCACAGAUUGCUUUAUUUUCAGGGAAAGAAAGAGGCACGAUUUAAAAAAAAUUAAGAGGCUGGUAGAAGUCGGCAUGCCUCCUGUGCCAGUCCAUCUGGAUUGUGAGAUAGAAGGACAAAGGAAAGAGAAACAAACCAGGAUGCAGGAGCUGCUGAGCAAAAUUGACAUUGCAAAUCAGAAGGUGAGAGCAUUCAUUAUCUUUUUUCAGCGCUUUGAGCCAGAUGUGUCUCAGCGAUAGUCAUGGGUCAGCUCUCUGUAAACCGAGAAACCAGCUCCCCGUGUCAGGCUGACCUAGAUCAACUGAAGAUUAAGAUCCCAAUAUAUAUAUUUUUACAAGAUGUGAGGAGAGCGAGACUAUUGAUCAUAGUGAGCAGUUGAGUGGCAGGAGCUGAGAUUUGCCGUGAAAACUACCCAGCCGUUUAGUUUAUACCUGGAAAUAGAACACAGUGUCACAUUGGCUGUGUGCACAGAUGGUUUUGAAUCUCCUUUACACCUUCAUUGCCCCUUUCAUGCAGGAAGACUGAGUGAACCUUUCUUGCGGCUGCUACUGCACUGUUGAGGUUUGGUGUUGAAAAUGGCAGUGCAUGGUUAUAUCAUUUGUUUGUGCACUUAAAGAGAAGGCUGGAACAGUAAAUAGGGGAGAAUGCAUAACAACAGACCAAAGCUGCAAUCUUAAACUCACUUAUUAGGGAGUAAAUCUCAUUGAAAUAUAGUAAGAUUUCCUUCUUAAUACAAAUGCAUAGGAUUGUACUAUAAAUUGCUAUUUGGGAAUAAUACUUGUUCUGCUUUGACUUUCUUGAACAUUAUACUGAGCCUUUCCAAAAAAUGUCCACGGUAGCUAAUGUUGUGUUUUAGAUUGUAAUAAAGAAGAAAAUAGCAAAUAAAUUAUUGAGCCAAGCAGCCAGCCCCUAAAGCAUUAUUUAAAUAAUAAUAAUAAUUUAAAUGCAGUUAAAUGCAAUUUCCUAUAGAACAGUAUAAGUGAUAUGUGGAAUUGUGAUGAUACUUGAGAAAAACACAUGUAAUAGUACUGGAAGUUGAAGAGAUAGUAGAUUUGUUCAAAAAAAAUUCUAAAGUUCUUUCAAUUUGGGUUUUUUUAAUAAGGGAAAAGUCAUAACAAGUGAAUUUGGGAGAGAAAAUAAGAAUCCUUUGGUUCUGUAACACAGAGAGGUAUUCUAGAAAAGGUAAAAGGUAAAGUCAGUUCUGAAGGCAAAGUGUGAAAAGAGAAGUUUGUUUUCCUGUUAAUCAACCUUCUAGUGUCAGCAAAACUCUGAAGACUAAAAAGAUAAAGAAAAUAGGAGAUGAUAGGAUCAGAACAGUAGAUGUGAUGGAACAUUAUUACUUCAUUUGUCAUUAACCUCCCAUGAAGUACCUCAAAGCAAUUUUUGCAAUGCAAUUGAAACAUAUAAAAAAUUGUAUGAUCUAGUUGAGAUUCCUGCAUUUCAAAGGAGCAGACUAGAUGAGCCUCUGGGUCCCUUCUAGCUCUGCAAUUCUCUGAUUCUAUAAAAACGAUUUCAAAUCCAGUACUGAUACCAACUAUGAUAAAGAUCUCCACUUAGAAGGUUUGUUGAAAGAGGAAAGCUAUCAUAUAGUUACUUGAUUUCGUAACCAUCCCCAAUGCAGUGCCUACGGAAGUAUUUCUCUGCCUGGUACAAGCUUAUUCUGGAUCUCAGGAUUAAGAUGGGGAAAGCAAGGGCCCUUGCUGACUGGAAGUGCCAGCUGAAGACCUUGCGAGCCUGGAGAGAUUACACAUGGUCUCAGAAGUUAGAGCAGGAGACUAAAAAACUGGAGAACCAGCUUCGCAAUCAGAACAGGUAGCGGCAUUUAACACUUCACCUCCCCCCCUCCCCAGGAUGUUGAUAGUAUGAGGAAAAUAUCUGCUGCUGUUUUAGGGACCAGUUCCAGCCAUAUACAGUGAUACCUCGGGUUAAGUACUUAAUUUGUUCCGGAGGUCCGUUCUUAACCUGAAACUGUUCUUAACCUGAAGCACCACUUUAGCUAAUGGGGCCUCCUGCUGCCGCCAUGCUGCCGGGGCAUGAUUUCUGUUCUCAUCCUGAAGCUCUAUUUCUGGGUUAGCGGAGUCUGUAACCUGAAGCGUAUGUAACCUGAGGUACUACUGUACAUUUUUGUGCCUGAGCCAAAAUGGUAAAAUAAUGAUCUCCUUAAAAACAAAACAACCAACAAGAGGAUGAAUGUUGGAGACAGUGAAAUGGCAUGCUUUUAGGCUCUUCUGUUCCUCGCUGAUUCAUGAAAAGAUUCGCUCAAUCAGGAUCUAUAACUUAUUUUCUAUAGCACCACCAUUGCGUGUGGCAUUAACAUUUGAAAUAUGACAGGGGUGUGGAACUGGAUCUGGCCAAUUCCAGAAGUGGCUAACUCUCCAUGGCCCCUUUGACAGGGGGUGGGGCUACCCACUUGUCAGUCACAUCAGCUGAUUGAAACUUCAAGGUGCUCUCCUGGUUCUUCCUUCGCAGUUACUGCUUGAACUGCAAAGGAGUAGUCUUCCUUUGAACCCAUGGCUUGAAUUCAAAAAGAAUCCAAGUCUUGGCUGCAAAGGAAGAACCAGGAGCUCACCUAGUGUGUGCUCCUGAGCCUUCCUUUUGAGUUUGGCACCACAGUUUUUACCUGUCUUAUGCCUGAUGACAUCAUGCAGCGUUGGGUGAUGGACGAGGUUGUGUAGUUUGAGACAAACCAUGUUGCAGGCCAAAUGGGGAGGCCUGACUUUCCUAGGGGAAAACAAAAGAGGAAGGAGAGAGAGGUGGGCGCAGGGAAAUAUGGAGUGGUACUCAACUAAAUUGUAGUAAGAGUCAGUGAAAUUAAUGAGCAUGACUAAGUUAAGUCCAUUAAUUUCAAUAGGUCUCUGAGUAAAACAUAGUUGCAGUGUUUGAUAUCUGCUUAAAAAUAAAGGCCUUGCUUUCCUGUUGCUCCUUUAACAAGCCCAAAAGGACUUCUGAUAUAUAUUAUUCAGUUCUAGUUUUCCCUGUUCUUCUUAGGCCUUCUGACAUGAACAUGAUCUCAAAGUCUUCAUAAGUCAAAUCUAUAAUGGAUGAAAUUAUUGUUCCAUUGAUUGUCUCAGAAACUAAAUUAGGAAUCCAUUAACUUAACAAGAGCUAGGCAAAGUGCAUCUGAUCUGGGCAAAGUGCAUCUGCUGCUGGUCAUUAUGAAGAAAAACUUUGUCGGGUUGCAUACUUUACAUCUGCCACCUUUGGCCUAAUGCCUUAACUGGGGAAUAUGCUGCUGAUACAGCUCUUAUUAGCAGCAGCCUCUGAUUGUAACAGAUUGCAAAACAACAAGCAGGAAAAUAUAUUAAGUAGUUAGUAAGAAGUAAUUGUAUUUUAAAAAAAACAACCACACCAACCAAUAAUAUUCUUCUUUCUUUGGCAAUCACUUGUAGCCGAGUAAGAUUGUCUUCUAUUAACACGGUUUUAAAAGUGAGUCCAUAAGUGACUGUGGAGGCCAAUUCUGGAUUCACACAUUCUUCCACAGCAGGGACAUAGGUUUCCAGGUGGGUGUAUAUCAUGGUGAGGGUUUGCCAAGCAUGUCUUCCUCUUAGUGUGUUUCUCCCUUUCGUCCCGAGUUAGAGGGGCCUUCAAAUCCCAUGACACCUUUGGCAAAGGCUGUUCUCCAAUCGGAGCGCUAGCAAGACAUUGUUUCCCAGUCGUUGAUGUUUAUACUACAUUUUAUAAUAUAAGCCUAUAUUGGCUAACAUGCCUUUUUACAGCAGUAGUAAUCCAAUCAAUCUAUACUAAAAUUCUAAAAUAGAGUGGGGUAGACACACAUCCUCCUAAUCUGAGGAAUUUGCAAUUGAUUUUAAUGAACAUUUAUUUUUAGGGGGAAACAGUUGGCUAUAGAGUUUAAUCGGAAGAGCAUUUUGCGCCGUUAUUUUGCCGAAUGGCAUUGCUGGAGCCGAACGGAGGUGGAAAAGAGAGAACUACAAUUGAAAAAAGAGGAUACAAAGAGGAAAAUGGCAAAGCUAUUAGAGGAAGUGGCACUGGGGAAACUUGCUACAGACGUCUCCCAGGAUGCCAAGAGAACUCAUGAGUCAAAAGAAGCUUGGGAUCAACCCGUGAGUCCUACAGAGGUAAACUGAUUUUGCAUUGUGCUUUUUCUCUCACAAACACAUACCUCAUCAUCAUCACUCCCAUAGUGUGGAACCUCCUUCCUAUGGAACUAAUGCACACUUCCUAUGGUGCAGAAUUUCUGGUGUACCUUCAGAACUCAGAUGUUCCAGUCUGCCUUUCGUUAGUAGUGCUUUAUGCUGUUGAUUCUCAAGAUCCUGCUUCCCUGCGGUACUGAAUUUUUAUGGUUUGAUGCUUCAAAUGUAUCUCAGUGUAUUUUAUCUCGCUGUUGUACGCUACCAUGAGAGGGCUGUGCCCUAAAAUGGAAUGGCUAAUUUGUGUCCCUCCAGAUGUAACCAUUAGCCAUGCUGAAUGGGGUUGUUGAGAUUUGGAGGGCAACAACAUUUGGAGGGCAACAAGUUAGCCACCCUUUCUCCAAAUGGGGGCCUAUAAAUACUUCAAAUAAAUAUAAAAUAGAGAUUGGCAGCUGACUAAACUGGGCCACAUCUGGAUUCCUGUGUCACAUCAUUUGGCUCCCCAGUUGCCAAUCAUGUAUGCAAAAGAGGAAUAUGAAUAACUUCAUCUGUGACAAGGAGACUCCAUUUCAAGCGGUUUGGUGGAUGGUACACAAAGCCCUGGCCUGUCAUACCUAACUCCCUUCUGAAAGGGACUUUGGCAGAACUACAUUCACUGAUCAAGAAAUGGAGCAGCUGUAAAUAAGGUGAUUCCUUCAGGUUUUCCUAUAGCCAAUUCUAAACAAAACCAAAAAACCAGGGUGGCAUUCUUGCAUUCAAAUACAUAUAGGGACUCUCUUUUCAGAAUUGCAGGGACACUAGAGGGAAGGAUUAUGUGAGCUCUGGACAUCUAUCCAGUUUGACUUCCUGUAGAAUCCUGGGGGCCAAGUCACAAACAAGCAGCCUGAAGCAAACACAAAGUCUCCAAGUGCAUAACCAGAGCAGUUUUACCAAUACAGGAAAGUUACACCUACCCCCUUUCUUACGAAACUAAAUAGAUUCUCCGGUAUGCAUACCUAGUAGGCUCAGUAAAUAGAUGAUAACAAUAGUUACAAAAUGUAAAACUCACAAGUAGGCCAGAGGUGUGUUAGCAAGAUUCUUCUCCUGCAUCCUCUUUCACCCCACCGCCAAAAAAACAAACAAACUAGGAACAGAUUGCAGGGAUUGCAGUAAAGACAAACUUGGUAUAAUAUCAAAGGGAGUUGUGUCUGGUGCACUAGGAGGACUUGUAUGUUGUGUAUUCCUCAAUGAGCAUUUAUUGGAAGUUCUCAAAAAAAAAAAAAAAAGCAUGGAGCGAAUAAAAACACAUGUUUUCUGCCAUUGCUGACUAUUCUUUAGGGUCCCAGUCUUCCAUCUUUUAGGUUUUCAAGAUUUUUCCUGUAAUUGUAGGCAAAUGACUGUGGGAAACUUGGUUUUCUAAACACCAUGAAGGAAUAAUAUUUCUCUAGGAGAUGACAGGCUAUGGAAUCAGCUGCUAUGGAAGUAGUUGCAGCUUCAUAUAACAUAUAACAAACGUUUCUUCAAUGAGAACUGAGACCUUAAUUUUUAUAAUUAACGUAGGCUUUAUCCUCCCUUUCCAGGUGGCUACAAUACCCUGUUCACAGGAUGAUCCUAGAAUGGCAAAUGUAGAAAGAGCAAACUCUUGCUCUCCUGAGACAAGUCAAAAACGUGAUCUUCCUUCUCCAAAGCAGCCCAAAUGGGCAUGGCAAGUCACCCUGAAGCAUGCUGCUUUGAAUGCUCAAGAUCGAGCAGUGUUUGGUAACCAAGCAAGAAGUUCCUUGCAGCAUCUUGAACCACCAAAACAAAAAAUGUCCUCUGUCUUAAGGGGUCCCCUGGAGCACCGCCAUGCCUUCCAGCAGCAGCUGAUUGAAGAGCAGAAACGACAGCUCAAAGAGCAGCAAGAACUAAUCCUUAGACUUCAGGAAAAUGAGAGGCUAAAGAAGGCCAAGGAGGAAGCUGAACAAGCCACGGCAGUUACCAAGGCACUGAACAAUCAGGCACCAAAAACUCGGGAAGGAAAGCAGUUGAGAGAAAGCAGGAAUACAGAGUCUUUAAGGUACAGAGCUAAGAGUACAAAGAUCCAAUUAUCUGAUGGCUACACAAUGUCCUGGUAGGACAGCGGGCUUUGAGACAAUACCAUGAUGUUUCUAAACAUAUCUGAUAGCUCAUUAGGGAGUGAAAUGGCCAAAUAUGAUGCAGGUUGAUCCUUCUCUCUUCCUCUGUUAUUAUUUGAGUAGUGUUAAUUGAUUCCUUCCCCUAAUAAUAGCUUUAAUAUAGGAUUAUAAUGCUGUAAAUAGCAGACUCCUUUGAAAGAUCUCUGCGUACUUUACAAAUUAUGAAGAGGCAUACAUUAGCAAAGCCCACGUUUAUUGCUCUUUUGCAUUACAGAGUGAGAUGGGAGAGUGUCUCCCCAUUUAAGACUACUUAUCAUUCUUUCUUGUUCUACGUAGUGUGCUGGUUCACAAAUAACACUAAGCCAAGUUACUGUUUAGCAUGAACACUGGUUUCCAGAGAGGAGAUUGUGGCUGCUUUACUCCUCUUCAUCUCCUGCUGCUGUGCUAUGAGCCAAGCUAUAGUUUGGCUUAAGAUGUCAUCUGAACCCUGGCCUUAUGGUUUGCCUCACUCUAGAAAAAUCAUAAGCUGUAACCAAAGGUUGUUCUUAGGUUUGCUGCAUGAAAUGAUGCCACUGCUGUACAAAGGCAGGAAAAAUAUGGUAUUGAGUCCUGUCAUUCAGCCCAUUGAUCUAUUGGGUGAUAUUCAGCUAAGUUUUACUCAGAGUAGGGUCAUUUAAAUUGGUCAUGUCCAUUCAUUUUUCACUUUCUUUCAGAUUAGAAAAUUACCAGCCAGCUAUCCAAAGCAAGAGGAACCUGAAAGUGCUGUCCACACCACACCCCUUACUCAAAGGUAUAUUCUUGAUGUAGAUUCUCCUCCUGCACUUGAUGGAGCCUUUUCCAUGGAUACUUAGGGGAAGACGUAGUAAAAGAUGAGACCUGUAGUUACGGAGAAAACACCACCAUUUCAGGGGUCUCAGGGCCCUACAUACUUGAUCAUAACUUUACACAACCCAGCCCUUGUUUGAACCCAGACAUGGUGAGUCGCAAGGAUCAUAUUCACACGAUCAGAUUUAGUUCUGUGCACAUGCAUACUGUUCCUUCAGUCCUCACUGUGGAGAAGCAGAGCUUGGAAGCCACAGUUAACCAAUUGUUAUGUGCAGUUGGGAACUUUGGUUCCAAAGAAGCCAGAAUGUGAAACCAUAUUUGAAGUUGACUUACAUGUCCUGACUUGUUCAGAAGCCAUUAACUGUAGUUCCCAGUAUGCAUGUAGUGGGAAGCAAGGGUUAACUGUGACUUCCUGGAGCUUGUGCACAGCCGUUGAACUAGGCUUACAGAUUGUUCAACACACAUAUGGAACAUGUUUACUGGAGGCAUUUUGCUUUCAACUUAUGACACUUGGCUUUGAGCAACAUACAACACAUGGUUUUGAACCCUCAGCUUCAGGGACUGAGUGUUUUUAUUCAUUUACUACUAUUUUUUACAAUUACUCAUUCUGAAAGCGGUUCACAUCAGUAAAAAGAAAAGUGGGGGGAGACAGGUUCUGCCCAUCAGACGUGGAAACUAAAAACAGAAGGCAUACAAGGAGUAGGAAAGGGAAAAUGUAGAAGAGGGAUACAAAUUCUUCAAAGCCAGAGGAACAUGGUGAGCUACAGCCAUUUAUUUUUGCUUUUUUAGGAAAAAUAAAUAAACUUAAAUAAAAUUGAGUUUAAAGUACACAUACAUAAUACAGUCAAAUUUGUCAUACAACAUAUACAUUAUAGAAAUAUAUAGAGGAGGGUAUAUACCGUAUUUUUCGCCCUAUAGGACGCACCAGCCCAUAGGACUCACCUAGAUUUUUUGGGGGGGGGGAAUAAAGGAAAAAAAAUUAUUUCCCCCCCCAGGUGCGGGGCUGGGGCGGGGGAAGCCCAAGCGGAUUCACGCCGGGCUCCGGAGGGUGAAGCCUGGAGAGCGAGAGGGGUGGUUGCGCACCAACCCCUCUCGUUCUCCAGGCUUCAGCGAAAGCCUGUAUUCGCCCCAUAGGACGCACACACAUUUCCCCUUCAUUUUGGGAGGGGAAAAAGUGCGUCCUAUAGGGAAAAAAAUACGGUACAUAUAAACCACUUCUUACUAUUCCUUCUGUUCUUUAAAAUAGAAAUAUUUUAUUUUGUUGGGAACCUCUUAAAACUUAACAGCUAAUUUUACAGGUUGCCACUGAUGACAAAUUAGAGCUAGAUGAAACAAAAUGGCAGUUCUUACUUUCCUUCCUUUGAUAUUACCAGGACAUAAUUUUGUAAAUGGAACUGCAUUCUUUAUGUCACUGUGCUUCACUUGCUCUAAUUGUUGUACUCCUUAUUGCGCAAUUUUUAGCCAUGGAGGAGAGAGCAAUUCAGCGUGCAGAAAGGAGAAGAGAACUGGAAGAAGCAAAGAAAAAACGAGAAGAGGAGAAGUUGGUAAGUAAAGUUGAAUGCUGGCUUAAACCAAGAGUGCAACAUCAAUACAGGUUGGUUGAUUGGUUGGUUUUUUUAAUCAACAUGCUGCUAAAUCAAAAGGCCAGGUCCAAUUUGUUAUUUAAAAAUGAAAAUCAAGUGAAUUUAAAGCACACAAGGACUGAAAUUGAUAUGCUCCAUAGCAAUAUAAGAACUGACCUGCUGGGUCUGACAAAAGUCCAUCUAGUUUAUUUAGUUCUAUAUUCUGUCUCUAAAAGUGAUCAACCAGAUGCCUCUGAAAAACAGGAUAGUGAUCACUCUGUCCUCUUCUUUGUCCCUAACACCUUAGAAAUAUCCAGUCUCUGAACAUCUCGUUGUUGUGGCUAACAACUGUUGAGACUGCUGUCCAGCCAUUAUUCUGAGAAACUGAAGCAUGCACCAGUAUCCUCAAGAUACAGGAAUUUAUCAUACAUAAUUUAUCUUGUCCUGUUCCUGUGUGUAUCAUAACUUAAUAGCCCUGGGGCACUGACUGUAUAUAGCAAAAUGAGCAAUCCAUGGCCCUCAAGGCUUUCCACCGGGCCCACAUGAUGGUGACGAGUUCUUUACACUUACAACAGAGCCCCUCAAUAUCAAAUAUUGUGCUGGGGAGGCUUUUGAUGGGUUGGGGUGCCGUUGUGAAUGAAAAGGAAGGCACACAAGGAAAGUCAUCCCCAUAUGCUUUCCCCCCAUGCAGCCUCUUCCUGCUGGGGUGGGGAGGAGUCUGCCCUUCCUGGGAGAGGUGGGGAUGGGUGAGUUCUAAAUAAGAUAUAUUUAGAUUACUUUAUUCUCCUCAGACCAGCAUGUGUGACAUCUGCUUGAUGGGUGGUAUGUCCCCAUUUGCCUAGGCAGGGGUCAUGUGACUUAAUAUAUCAUCUUUCCUCCUCCUAGUUUCCCUCAUCUCUGCCUUCCCCCAAGCAGAUUUGUGUAGCCCCUCUCUCUCCUACUUCUGCCUUGCACUUCAUUUGUUUCCCUCAGCGUUCCCUUUUUAAGCAGUGUGGCUUGCUUAAUAAAAUUAAAAAAAAUUCCUUACCUCCCCCCACCCCCACUCCUCUCAACUUCAUUCUUUCUGCUGCUGUGGUGCCUGCAAGUGGAGCCAGGGGUGGGGGGGAGCCUCUCAUUUUGAGAGAACUGCUUCAAGCUGAAUUGCUGCUAAGAACUCUUCCAACAAAGCCUCUGCUCAGCAUUCCAGCACUUAAAUGCUGCCUGCCACAAAGCUGCCUCCUGUGGCUCCUCUGUACCAAGAGCGAUUCUUCAGGUAGACUUAGCGACUUCCUGCCAUGAGUUGUAGAGCCGCUCUUCACAACUGGAAGGAAAGUCACUCAACAGACAAAAGAGGCAAGUUCCGCUGCUCCCCGCCUUAGCUGUUGUCCCACCACCCAGGAGGGUAUAAAACAGCCAAUUCUCCUACCACGUGAAAACACAAUUUUCCACUCAUGGAGCAGAGGCCACUUUCUUUAAAUGGCAUGGAUUGCAAUGUCAGCUAUUUACCAGAGGUCCUCAAAUGGCCCAGUAAGUUCAGUGAUUUCUGUUUCUGUUGUUCAGUCAAAGCCAGCCAGUUGUAAUAGCACAGGUUCCCAAAAUCUCUGCAGAUGCCUCUCCUUUUUCCAAAAGAAAUUAUUUGGAGCUUUUAUUUGUUGCUGGCUAUUAUUUCAGUGGAAUAAAAUCAUAAAGUAUCUUAGGCACAAAAGGUGCUCUAGGCAAUUGUCCUUUUUCUGUACCACAGAAGGAAGACUAGAAAAAGACUGAAAAGGCUGCUAAGUGUCCUCGCUCAAGAGAUUCAGCUUCUUCUCAAGGCUCCAGACCCAGGAAGCAGAACUCUCCCUGGCAACAGGGUCUACUUAUGCUCCCUCCCUUCCACUGCUGGCCUAGGGUUCAGCGCGAGAUCACCCCUUACUUGCUUUGCAGGCCUUAAUUUCUUCUGUCUCUAAAGAGCAGCUCCUCUCUUUGGGGUCACUCCUUUAUGACCCAGCGUGGUUCAGUCUAGUCGCUCAAAACUCAAGCACCAUUUUAGACUCUGGUUAAUUGUGUCAGGUGAUUGGCUGGCAUAGUGAGAUGCAUAGCUGUCAACGGUUCCCUUUUUUAAAGGGAAGUUCCCUUAUUCCGUAUAGGAUUCCUCGCAAGAAAAGGGAAAAGUUGACAGCUAUGGUGAGAUGUCCAGCACAAGGCCUCCUCUCAUUUUCUCAUUCCACUGGGAACAGAUUGCACUUAGUGGUGUGGGUGUUUCUUGAUGUUCUUAUUAAUUUUCUGUCCAUACUUCUUACUUGGAUCUUACUUAAUGGCAGCUUUCUCACAGAUGGAGAAGCUGGAGGGGAAACCAGAGGGAAGAUGACAUAUUAAAGCUUCAAGUCACAUGGUCCCUGCCUGAGUGGAUUGGCACAGCCCAUCAAGCGGGUGUGUCAUUAUGCCAGCCCAGAAGGGCCCAUUCAUGGUGAGUGAACUAGUGCUCCAUUCUAUCUAUUUUUAGGCCCGGAUGCAAGCCGAGGAAGAAGAACGUCAGAGGCAAGAAGCAGCAGAGAAGGAGGCUCAGUUGCAGAAGAGGCAAGAGGAGCGAAGACUGCAGAAAGUGGUGAGCAGAAUAUUGCGCUUGCUUCUCCCAGUUCCAGCACUUGAUGGCUGUUUUGUGCCACUUUGGAAUAAGUGGGAGAAGGCAGCCUGUAAAUGCAAAGGACUGUUCAGAGGUGGGGGGGGAAAUGCCAUUUUAUAAACAGUCCUCUUGCAGAGCUGUAUUAUUGAUCACUGUUUGAAGUGAUAACCAUGGCCUCCUGUAGAAGGGCUAGCAUUGUGUUGGUGGUGGUGGUAUAACCUUGCUUCAAGGAUGCCAGGCAGUAGGUUAGGGCUCAAGCAGUGCAAGCUCCAGGUUUUUGGAGAGGCCUUGUGAAAGAUACCUCUCUGAGUGGGCCCUUCACCAUUUCCCAUUCAUUUACCCUUUUCCUCUGGGCCCAAUCCACACCAUUGCCCAGGAGGAAGAGAGGACAAGGCAAGUGGAGGUGGAUUCUGCUGCUGCUUCAUGAUAUUGUUCCUGUACUUGUGCUUUGAGAGGGCAAGGAAACCAUGAGGAAGAGGGGAAAGCUGCAGAAUCAGGGCCUUCAAGGGUGCGACUGGUCCGCCUGCUAGAGUUUGGGCUUUGACAAGUGUCAAAUAAUGCCAACCCCUGACACCAGCUAAGAGUUCAAGCGCGGAUUAGGGCGUGAGCCCAGUCUCACAGAAAAAUAUGAAAAACUGGUGGUCCGUUCAAAAUGGUUUCCAUCCCUGCAUAAAAAUGUGCAAUAAUUGCACCUGUCGUGGUGAGAAUUGCUGUUCACUGGUAACUUACAGGUAAGUGCUCUUCGUAUUGGGAAAGGAUUAUAAUGCGGAUUUCUGGGGCAACAUCAAUUGAGCACUUUAAUGAUUCUGUGCUGUGUGCCCAGCAAAAAGAUUGUGUCUGGAAAAGCCUCCUAGCAGCAACUCCACUAUUAAUGCUAAUAAUUAGUUGCAAGCCCAAAUUAAAAGUAGUGGACAUUUUUUACAAGGUAUUCUUACUCCAGGAAUUGAUCUCUUAUGUAUCCUUAAUUGCAGAAAGAAUUGGAAAAACAGAAGAGGCUGGAGCGGGAGCAGCAGCUCUUAUCAAAAGCAAAGGAACAUUAUGAUAGGUUCCUGCUGAAGAAGCAGGGGCUGGAGCCCUGGAAAAGACUAAUACAGCAAACUCAGGAAAAUAUGGUGGUAAGCACUGGAGUAAAAGUAGGCAUCUAGAAAGGAAGGUUGGCUCCAUGUUUUGAGGGUUAAUCUUCAGCCAGCCUUCUGCCUGCCAUCAAAGAGUCAAAAUUCGCGCCAUCAAGCCAAAGUUUCUGAAGCAUUUCUAGUUUAGUUUGACUUAGCAGGAGCUCAUGCACCUUGUUGUUGUUAGAUUUAUACCCACUGUUCACCAGAACAGGGCAGGUUGCAGCAAUAUAAAAUACAGCAUUAAAAACAGUUUAAAACAAAUUGUAGUCACAACUAAAGUGGGUCCUAGGUGUGCAGGUGGUGGGAAAUCAUUCAGCACCAGUGGAUUUCAAUUGAGAGAGGAAAGGAACAGCUGGGGUGGAGCUUUAAAGGGAAGGAGGAGACUGCAGGAAGAGAUGCAUAAAAAUAAUGUUAUAGGUGACUUUCCUCAUAGCAUGUGCACGGUUAACGGGAGAUGGUUUCUCACAUAAAUUUAUCAAGCAGAAUCUGUAAAAUCGCAGGUUUUUUGUUUCAAGCUGGCUUUUAUCACUUGCAUGUGGAAUGAUGUCGAUCCAGUAUUGCAUUUUAAUGUCUUAAGUAGGUAUUUUGCUUACUGCUUUAUUAGGAUUUGGUUUUAAUGCUGUUUGUGCUGAGCUCUCGGGGUUUACAGCACAAUUCUAAUCACAUCUUUGUAGGAAUAAGUCCUGUUGAAUUCAGUAGGGUUUACUCUCAAGUAGAUGAGAUGAUCAAAGGUCAUUGAGUCCAAGCCCCGCUGCUUGUGCAGGAAAUCCACUUCUGUUGCAGUUAAUAAUUAAAUAAUGGCCAUAUGCAUUCACACAUGGUCAGGAGGAUCCGUGAAUCCGAUCCAGAUCAUGUUGUAAGUAUUACUCGUGUUAUAAGCACUCGCUAUAAGUAGUGGAUAAAACGUAAUCAUACUGAUGAACUACAAGGUAAAAGUGAAAGGAAGGAGAGGAUCAGUUGCUUGCUCUGGGAAAGUUAUAGUGGAACAAAAAAGCAUGAGUGGAAAUACAGUGGUACCUCGGGUUACAGACGCUUCAGGUUACAGACUCUGCUAACCCAGAAAUAGUACCUCGUUCUCUGUCCCGACGCAUAAAAUAAAUAGAACACAAAGGAAGAUAGGUGCCUUGUGGUUCAAUAGUGCUUGUAAACAGGCUAGACAACUUCUUGGUAACAUCUACAAAGAGUAUAAAGCCUCCGGGGCAACGGUCUUGCCAAAAGAAUACUUCCAAGCAAAAUCAGCCUACAAGCAAAUUCAAAAGGGAGCCAGACAGGAAUGGCAAGUGAAUCAAUGGCGAACAAUCAUAGAAGCCUCAUCAUCACGGAACUCCAGACAAUUUUGGCUCCUGGUAAAUAAAAGAACUAAAAGAUACCCUUUGACUAUUAUUCCUGCCCCGGUUUGGGAAUCCUACUUAAAAACUACUUUGCCACAACUGACUGUAUUGCUAACACAAGAGAUGAUUUUCAAGAUCAGCUUCCCUCUGGCCCCCACCGACCCGGAAGACAUCCAUGACUUGAUCGUUAAACUCAAAACAGGGAAAGCGCCUGGGCCAGACCUGAUCCCGGCAGAAGCUAUAAAAUACCACGCGGACUGGUGGGCUAAAGUUCUGGCGACCAUCUUCGAUGCCGUUAACAACUCUGGAAAGAUCCCGGAAGUAUGGAAGGACGCUGUUAUCGUUCCAAUCCACAAAAAGGGCUCACCAGAUGACCCGGGGAAUUACAGAAAUAUCAGUCUACUCUCAAUAGUGGGGAAACUGUAUGCCCGCUUCUUGCUGAACAGACUUAACCAAUGUGCCGAAGAGAAAAAAUUAAUUGGGCCCGAACAAGCUGGAUUCCGCCCAAAACAGUCAACAAUUAAUCAUAUUCUAAUUUUACAGCAUCUUGCCUGGAAAUAUUCCACCCCAAAGGGUGGCCAACUCUGUGUGGCAUUCAUUGACCUAAAGGCAGCAUUCGAUAGUAUCCCCAGGAACAUCCUCUGGGAAAAACUCUCCCGCUGGGGCAUCGAUAGAAGGCUUCUCUGGCUAAUAAUCAAACUCCAUGAGAACUCAGCGGCUAGAGUGAGACUCACCCCGGAGGGUGAUCUCACCAAUCCAAUUCCCAUUAACAGAGGUGUCCGACAGGGUUGUAUAUUGGCUCCAUUCCUGUUCAACUUAUUCAUAAGCGAUAUGAGGACUCCCCUAAUAGAGGCUCAAGAAAGGAUUCAUGCACCCCGCCUAGCACUUUAUCGCUGCCCUUUGUUACUGUAUGCGGAUGACGCAGUCAUCCUUUCCUUUUCUAGAGUAGGUCUCAGGAGGGCCUUAAAAAUUUUUGGAUCGUACUGUAACGCAAAUCCCUUACAAUUAAUUAUGGAAAAUCUAAGAUUCUAAUUUUCUCAAAGAGCCGGAAACUCCAUAAUUGGAGAAUUGAUGGGAGAGUCAUCGAACAAGUCUAUAGAUUCCAAUACUUGGGAGUUUGGUUACAACAUAACCUUAGAUGGAAGGCCCAUGUAGCCUAUGUUACAAAUAGAGCCAAAGCUAUCUCCUUGGCGAUCUUGCGAUUCUUCUUCACCGAUGGGGCUCUUCAUAUCCCAUCGGCGUUGAAAGUCUUCAAGGCCAAGGUGAUCCCGACAAUUGCCUAUGCCAUCUCAAUUUGGGGGACUUUUGUCAAUCUAUCUCACCUAGAGGUUAUUCAAAAUCAGUUUUUAAGAGGGAUAUUGAAACUGCCCAACUGUGUAAGUAAUACAGCGUUACGCAUGGAACUUAAUACUGUAUCCCUGGAAAACGCUCUGUGGAAGCACAUACUUUGUCACUGGUUAUCUCUAUGGCACAAUCUCCCAAACUUGUACUUGAUACAAUGUAUGUGGAGAGAUGAUUUCCAGAGCCCAUGGGUAAAAAAUUUACAGCUGAAAAUAAUGACAAUGGGAAUCUCCCCAUCCAAAUUACUAGAGCAGGACAUAGUUCCAGCUAAAAGAACAGUAACCUGUAAACUAGAGGAGAUGGACUUGCAGCAGAAAAUGGUCUUGGGCAAUGGUACCUGCUCACCUCUAAACCUUGGUUUAUCACCCCUCUUAAGGCUCCCAAACUAUUUGAAUUCCUUAACUUCUUCGGCUCAUAGAUAUGCCUUUGUAAAGGCAAGAUUCAACACCUUCCCAUCGAACAUGCUGAGAAAUAGAUUCUCCAAUGGACAGAUAUCGCUCUUAUGUGAUUGUAAUUGUGGGGCACCGGAAUCGUUGCAUCACAUAAUUUUUGACUGUGCUUUUCACUCAUCGGCCAGGAGCAAGUUUCUUGCCCAAUAUCUAAAGGGAAUUGCCGAUGAUACGAAUGAAGCCAAACUGAGAUAUCUAUUAAAUGAUGAUGACCCCCUAAGAUCACUCACGGUUGCCAGAUUCUUGAUCAGUGUCCUAUCCCUAAAGAAGAGAAACGGACUCCUGUGUGGCUCGGAAAAUCCCUUUAAACCAUGAUCUAUGUUUUAGGAUGUAACUAGGUGAAUCACCAUUGAUGUCUUUUAUUGAUCUGUGAGCAGAUGGUGAUGGUUAUGUUACAAAUUUAUUGCAACAUAUGAUGUUGGUCUUUUGUUUUUGUUCUGCUUUGGUUCUUGUCUGUUUUUGUAAGGGUUAAGAACUUUGCUUCAGGAUGAGGACAGAAAUCACGCAGCGGCAGGAGGCCCCUGGUGCUUCAGGUUAAGAACAGUUUCAGGUUAAGAACGGACCUCCAGAAUGAAUGACCGUAUUUUUCGCUCCAUAGGGCGCACCAGACCAUAGGGCGCACCUAGUUUUUAGAUGGGGAAAUCAAUAAAAAAAAUCUAAAGAAGCCAUAGCCCCGUGCAGCCUCUCCCUGCCGGCACAAGCCUGCAUUCGCUCCAUAGGACGCACACACAUUUCCCCUCAAUUUUUGGAGGGGAAAAACUGCGUCCAAUAGAGCGAAAAAUACGAUAAGUUCUUAGCCCGAGGUACCACUGUAAUACAAAUGUAGGUUAUGGAUGGUGGGGACUUCUAACAGUAAGCCAGAGUAACGUUGCAGCAGAGCUGUAGCCCCUCGGUAAUCAUUGGAGUAACUAGUUCUCUCUCUUUCCCUUGGUCUUUGCGCUCAGGUGGCACAAAGGCAUCAUUGCUUUAGAUUGCAAAGGAAGUGUCUGCUUGCCUGGCUUCUUCAUAUGCAAGAGAUCCUUGCUGGGAAAGUAGCUCAGGCUGAGGGACUUUAUUCCCGUCUGCUGCUCAGAAGGUCCUUCAGGAACUGGAUAAUGGUGAGCAAGAGAAAAUGUUACUUACUAUGGAAAUGUUAUAAACUAUGGACUUUUCUAUUAGCUUUAAAAGAGGAUUCAUGAAGAAUGAGGCUUAUUGAUGUCUGCUGGUAAUGCUGGUUAUAUGUUUCCUUCAGGAUCAGAGGCAGCAAGCCUGUCUAAAUACCAGUUAUUAGGGAACAAAAGUGGGAUAAGGUGAUUAUCGUCCUCAUCUCCUGCUUGUGAGCUUUCCAGAGGCAUCUGGUUCACCACUGUGGGAAACGGGAUGCUGGACGUGAAAGACCAAGUCUCUUUACCUGUUCUCAUUGCUCUGUGCUUGUAGUGUACCUGGGAGUUGCAUUGGAACAAAACUACGUGGCUCUCCUACUCCUAAUGUGCAGGUCUCAGUUUGGAGCCACAGUUUUUGCCUCUCCUACACACUUGGCAGGGAAAAGGACUGUACCCUUUUUUUAAAAAAAAGAAAAGAAAUGGAAACUGAGAUCCUCACAACACUGAAUUGUACAUUCAAUAGUGCCGGCAUGAAAUAGUGGAAAACAGGGAGCCCAGACCACGAACAAAACAUUUUGCUAUUGUUAUCCUUGAAACGUUAGUUUCAUUUCUUAUUUUCCUGCACACAAACCACUCAAAACUCUUGUCUCAGCCUUCUGUUCCUUUGCUUUUCCUUCCCAUCUGUGUUGCUGUGUGCCUGUAUAAAACAUAUCAAUACUGAAAUCUAUUUCCUCUUCUUUUCCUUGUGUUUGUUGUAUAGUACAAGGAUUAUGUAUCUACUUUGGAAGAGAAUGCAAAAAAGUUCCAUGAAAUUUCACUUAAGAAGAAGGUCCUCUGGGCUUGGUUUGACGUACUCAAUGAGGAAAAGAGUAUUUUCUGGAGAAAACAGAAGACUGCAGAUCAGUAUAGUGACAGGUGACUAUAUAAAUAGGCUAUAUGUUUCACUUAAGCUGCAUUUAUUCCAAUUGCUAUUUGCCCUUUUCCCUUCAUAUAUUGUCAUCAUUUUGUUUGUUGCAACGAUUGCAAAGCGGUUCUUGAUUCUCAUAUUUUGUAGUUGCAGCAUUUAGAGAUGGUGAGAGCCCCAGAAACUAGUGGUGUCCAGAGAUCGAGUCCACCAGGCCUGGACACUUUCUCUGGUAUUUCGCCUUCUUUGAAAAUGGGUGCACUGAAUCUCUCUUCAUUAAAUAAAUAAAUUGCAACAAAUAAUAAUAAUUUGUUGUUGUAGUAGUAAAUUAUUAUUACCUGAGAGUAAGACUCUCAUAAAUUCGUCUACACAAUGAAUGCACCCUCCAAAAAAAGAUGAACACUCACAGUGAGGCUGCCAUCAACGCUCUCAUUAGUAUGCUACUUAAUUGUACAAAAGGAAAAAAUAUGAUUUAUUCUUACCAGUCAGGGACCUGAAAGGAGAAAGAACAAAGCAUAGGCCAAAAUAUGCGAGUGCAGCUAGCAAAGAACCAGACUCUUGAGUUCACUUGUUUUUUGAAAAAAAAAUACUUAAAUGGAAAAUUUAGAGCCAGAGCAAAAGGCAAGAGACUGAGAAAGCAGCAAAUUUAUAGGAGAAAUAAAUGCAAUGAUGAGCUGGAAAAUGUUAACAAAGUAAAGUUGCAGAGUGGGUUGGGCAGAAGAUGGUCAAUAGGGGAGAUGGAGCAUUGGAGGAGGGAGGAAAGAAGUUUUCCUCCUCUGGUUCCCCAGUAAUGUUAUUGGGGUGUUGCUCAAUACUACUUGCUUCUCAAGUCUACAUUUCCUACAAGCACAACUAAUAUUCCUACUGUGCAAUCCUACACGCAAGUGGAUAUAGGAUUGCUCUUCAUUGUCACCAGCCCCAGGGCUGAUGACAAUAACAUAAAAGUAACCGAUUAAUGGAAUUGAGUGACUGAUGUUUUAAAAUUAAAAACAUUGAAUUUUCUAUGGAAGUCCUACAUAGAUGGAGUGUUUCCCUAAACAAAGUUAGUAUCUAAAACAUGUUGAACACUUUUCAAUAAACCUGACAAGAGAUGUGUGCUUAGUGUUACAAGGUGGAGUUCCACCCUUUGAAAAGGGAGGAGCAUGGCUAGUAUCAUUAACUUAUUGUGAACUAUGUAGUUUACGUGACAAUCCUCCACAGCGAUGAUGUUCCAGCCAAGUUGUGCUGUGUUGGCAUUAUCCCCAGUUCUCGUUAGUUCUGUUCUGUGCACAGGCAGCUGUUCCUCUUGCUGGCACAGAUCCCCACAGGAGUAAGGUGGUGGAGGGAGUGAGGUUUGCUUCUCUGUUGGCGAACAACUUGAUGGCUUUGGAGUCCUGAUGAAGAACUAUUGUACCAAGGCACUUACCUGCCCGUUUAAAAACAAAACAAAACACUCUUCAGCCUUUCCUCCCAACGGAACAGUGCAGGAAGAUAAUGGAAUUUCCUUCCCCAGCACUCAGUUCCUAUGGAAAAAAUAGCUCUGAUAAUAUUCUCAGUACACUUAUACAAAAGCAUUUAGUAAGUGCUGUAGGGCAUGGAGGAGGAAAAUAGCUGCACAUUAAUACCCUCUUUCUAUACUCCUAUGGUAUGCUUUCAUAUAUGUGUGUAUGCAUAGCACACUAAAGACAGAAAGGGAUUGCACUUGCUUUUCAGAACAGUAGCUAUACUGGCCUAUACAGUAGUUAUAUAUUGUACACAAAAAAAUAUCAUUUGUGUAUUUCCCUUGAGAGUAACCCCAUCAAACCCAGUGCAGCUUCUUUCUGAGUAAACCUGCACAGGAUUGGAAAUUCUAAUCUGAAGUAGCCACUGUGAAAAUUGAAGCAGGGCGGUGUUUAUUGUUUCUGAUUUCAGUCAUCACCAGCUCUGGCUCUAGCUACUCCAGGUAUGUGGCCUGUGAGGGAAUGGGGCCUUGAAAAAGGCCUGCAAUACCUUCUCUCUGCCCACUCUGUUGGGGUGAACAGCAAAGGCCCUAUUCCUGGGCCCAUAUUCUACCAGAAUAAUCCAUGGGAUGUAUCAAACUAAGCCAACCCAUUAGUGCAAGGACUUCUGCUUGUAUAACAAACCUUUCCUUCCCUGCACUCUCUCCCAAAUUUACUUCAGAAAGUUGGGGGAAUCCCAAGAACAGAUUUGGGGGGCAUGCAGGGAGAAGUUCUGUUGUGCAAGAAGCCCUUGUGCAAAUGGGGCGACGAGUGGAAGUUUACCAAAAUGUUUUAAACUGGUUAUAUUCUUGAUUUUUGUAAAUAAUGUGAGACUAAAUUGUCAAAAAGGAGAGGAAAUGGUUCCAUACAAUGUGUGUUUCAUUGAAUGCAUGCAUGUCUCUCUUUAAUUAUGUUUCCUUGGUUUUUUUUUCUCUCCCUCACAAUUUUUUUAUGUAGGAGGAUAAUGCAGACUGUGUUCAGGGCCUGGAGGCAAUUCCCAUCUUUGAUGAAAGAGGAAAGGGAGAAGGAAGAGAGAAUAAAACAGCUAAGGAAGAGAGUGGCUGAAAUUCUGCCAGACUUCCGAACAUGACAUUUCAGACCAGAAGACAGAGGGGGAAAAAGGAGUUCACAGGCACCAUUCUCUGGUUGACAGAGAAUCUGCAGACAUUCUAGCAAACAGACUUCUCUGUCCAGUGUGAUAGAAUGUAUUUGGGGAGGUUCCACCUAACAAGCCCCAUCCACGAAAGCCCUGCGCAAGGAUCUGUUUGCAUCACAGGGCUUUCCCCUCCUUCAGUGUCCCUCCUAAGAUUAGUUUCAGGCGUUAGGAGAACAGAGGGGGAAUCAUUCCGCCUGGCAAGCUGCAAUGCUUGUGGAGACUCUGAAUUCCAUCCUUAUUCCCCAAGAGGAAUUGUUCUAUUGAACUCCUGCUAAAAUAUCAAAGUGUAGCAGUCAAAGCUGAUAUAGGCCAGCGCUUCUAUUUUUCCAACUAAAUCCUUUUCCCAUAUUUGCCUGCUUCCCUGUGGUAAGCACCUAUAUGUGAACAUACAGGAGCAACUCCAUUUGCUGACACAAGCAUGAAAUCUCUUCCUUGUGCUAUCCCAAACUCCUGUAUUGAGUGUGUGUAUCCACAAGAACAAGCAAUAAGCAGGGACAACUACUGUCUCACUGACUCUUUCUCACUACUGAAUUAACCACACAGCCAGCAAGUCCGCCAAUGUGGUGGUAGGGAGGUGUUGAAUCCACAAACCAUUAUUCCUCGCAAAUUGAACAUUCAGUUAGAAUGAAGGAAAGGGUGCCUGAAAGGAAUAUAAGAAUAACCUAUAGAGAGCAGUACAGAUAGCACUGCUGGGAAGUUAUUGGAAAUUCAGAUAUUCUGUGACGGGUUCUAGUUCACUUUGUGGAAACCAAAUUAAGAUGCCUCAUAGUCAGAAAGCUAUCCGUCCUUUAAAAAUGUGAGGUUUUGAUAUUAGAGCUACUUUGCCCUUGCAACUCCUUCUGUUCCUAGGCACAUUUGAGGCUCUCUCAGUUGCUGCAUUUUCACUUCAGCUUGUAGAGUUUGUAUGUCAAAACAUUCUAAGUCCAAUAACUUACCUCCCAUGUUGUCAUGUGGAAUCUUAAUUAACAUUCUGUCAGCUCAGUCAAGCAAGUCUUCAGACUUCAUAGCACAGCACCACACAUUAAAAAAAAACCUAUGGUAUAUUGUAUAAAUAAACCAGUCGUAGUUAAAUGUUAACCGACAAGUAGGGGCAACCAUUGUAGUAGUAUACCACUUGAGGUGAUAUUUGAAUUGUAGUGCUAAGGUACUGAUUUGUUACAAAAGCAGAAACAAAAACAAAAAGACACAAACUCAGAAUAAUUACAAACUAGCCAGUUUGUUCUCAACAACUAAUGCGUAUUAGCACCCUCCUUUUUUGCACACAAAUUGUGACUGUAGAGGUGGUUAAAAGAAUAAAAAGCAAAAGAGAAAUCGACUCAAUCUAGGGUUUGUUACCUUAAUUUCUACAAGAGUAACCCAAAGGAAUCUGUUAAUGUACUCUCCAAAAUUUGUAAGUAAACAGACUGAAGAAGAUACACAUCCGUUUGAUUUUCUUUAUUACCAGCUUAGCUAUCUUCAGUUGAUUCUGAAGGUCCUUCAAGCCAUUCAGAAGGUUUAAAGUACAUAACAGUUUUGGUUUACUACAGUCUUGGACUAAAGAUGCACCUCUUUGCCUCUGACACCUGAGAUGUACUGUAUAUUGUUCAGGACCCACCCAUUUCCUGUGAUUAUUUGUAUUAACUGUUUUUAAUUCUGAAUUUUAAAUCAUUGUAACCUGCCAGGGAGCCAGCUAGUGAAGGGCACAUAAUAAAUUUGAUGGUAUUUUGUUUUUCCAGAGAAUAGUAUUUUUUUUAUAACUCGGUACAAUCACUCAACACUUAUUUUUAAAACAAAAUUUUAUUUAACUGUGGUAACAACUGAUCUCAAAUGCAGGGCACAUAAUAAAAUAUCUCACAAUUUUCCAAAUACCUGGGGUUGGAGGAAAAUUAAGAGAGAAGCAAUUCAGAUAUUCUCCACCCUGCCAUCAAACUGAUAAAACAUGAGCUGCAGCAAGGUUUUUAAAUAGAAUUCAUGUCCUAUACAGUAGAGCUUGGCAGAGGAAUAAAGGCUUCCAGGAAGAGAAAUGUCACUUAAAAUAUGAUAGAAAAACAUUUGUAAUUGCACCAUCCUGCCCUGCAGAGGCUAAAUACAUUCAAGAUCAAGAUUAAAAGUCACGUAACACAUGAUUAAGACACUGGACAGUAGGCAGUUAUUACUUGCUCUAGAGAAAACACUCUCGUAGCAAAUUAUUUUAAGACACUUGAAAGCAAUCUAUUUUGAAAGAAAAAAGCACCAUUAAAAACAAGGAGAGGCUGAAAUAUCAUUGGCCUGUUGGGAAGAAUCAAUUUUUACUUAGCCAUUUUAAAGAGAUUAAGGAGAUAUCUAGAUGUCUUGCUCCAGUCCCUUGACACCUCUACAAAAAAAAAUGUAUUCUGAAAAGUAUAAAUGCAUCAGGUUUAUUCCUAACACGGCUCACAGUAGCAUUUUCAUAUUGCAUGGGUUUGACUUUGACACCACUGUGACAGCAACGCAGGAAAUCGAGUCCUUAAGAAUUCACUGGUGUCUAAUUGUGCAAUACAGAAGAGCUUUUAAAAGGAAUUCUGUUCAGAUGAACCCCCUUAACCCUCCGGUGAGGCACAGAAAGGAUGAGCAAAGAUUAAGCAGGUGAAAGGGAAGCUUGUGCUUCAUACUAGAUACAGCCCAACCAAGUGUCAUUACCGUAUUGGCCCAAAUAUAAUCCACACCCGAAUAUAAGCUGCACCUUUAAAAUUCAUGGGUGAGGGAGAAGAAAAAAGAAAAAAAUAUGUGAAUAUAAGCUGUUCCCUUAAAAUUCUGCACUCACACCCAUUCUGUUUUACUGUAUGUCUGUUUCAGCAGCAAUAUCGUAAAAGCCAAUUUUUGUAAGGUCGUGAAUUUAAGCCACAAUUUAACUUUUCACAGUCAGAAUUUGGGGGGAAAGCGAGGCUUAUAUUCAGGCCAAUAUGGUACAUACCUUUUGCACCUCCUCCAGAGUAAAUAGUGUGUCUCCAACCUUUCCGUAUACUUAUGAAAGAAGCUAUUUCUGUCCGGAAACUAUAGCCACACAGGAAGAAAAACAGCUCGGUUGCUUAGAGCAUGGUGCUGAUAACGCCAGGGUUGCACGUUUGAUCCCCAUAUGGGACAGCUGCAUAUUCCUGCAUUGCAGGGGGUUGGACGAGAUGGUCCUCAGGAUCCCUUCCAACGUUAUGACUCCCUAAAAUCUUCAAAAUGGGUAGGCAUUACCUCCCACUUAUGUGCUGCAAUGCGCAAGAGUAUUUAAGAAACCUCUAAAAAUCUGCAUGAGUCCAUUGAUUGCCAGAUUCCAUGGCAACAUUUCCUUCAUAUAAAUGUGUUUUAUUUUUCCAAUACAUCAAUGAGGUAAUCCUUUCAACUUCCCUGAAGAAUGCUAGAAGUAUAAUCAACCAUUGGCUUAGUAAGAAACUAGUCCUUGCAAAGCACACCUCCAGCCAGCAUGGCCAGGGUCUCAAGGGUGAUGAGAGAUGUUGGCCAGCAACAUCUUCAGGGUACCACAUUGGCUACCCUUCCGCUGGUAAAGCUAGGCUCUUUACCUUUUGCUAUCUGGGACAUAGCCCAUGUCUCAGUCUUAGGUCUUAACAGCAUAAUACACCACCAUCAGUAUUAUACUGUAGCUACUCAGUGGAUUACCAUAUUGAUGCUGCCAGACUUCUAUUCAUUUUCCCACCCUUAAUUUAUUCCUGCUGCACACUUCCUACAUACCACCAGCAGGGGAAAAAACCUUUAUAAAGAGUGCAUUUCAAGUCUCUUUCUGCAAAUAUUAUACUUCCUGGUGGGCUGGAACACACUGAUGAUCUGCUGCAUUGCACUAAUUCCCUAAAAACAGAAGGCAAAACACAACUCCUGUUUCAGUUAAACACUUGUGAGCUUGUUCUGUUGUCAAGUUGGCUUGUUCAAAUAAACUGGUUAAUAUUAACCACUUUGUCAGCUUGAACGAAAGAAGCCAGUUUUUAAGCAAAGCUUCUGAACUCCUUCCACCUGCAGGGAGCAGCAGAGUGCAAACCUGAAGCUCAACACCACUGGACGGAAGCCAUGCUAAACUAUGGUUUAGUACAAGGUCCGAACUCAGCCAGUGUUUCCAGUUAUAUAGCACACACUGCUUUUUCAGCCAAAGAUGUAACUAUUUCAAACUGUCUGAGGAACAUGUACAUUUACUGACCAGAAGUGAACCAAUGUGAAGAACUAAGAAACUAGAGAGUUCUAAUUCCCACUUCACUCCAAUUCCAAGUUGAAUGCUACCAUUAUGCACGGAAACAUCAUGUCUCACCUUGAGUCUAUAUCACCUUGUUUGGAAGAACAGUUCUGUUGCCUUUUAUCUCUUGGUACCAUAUAACAUUGUAUGAGUGGAACUGCAAUAUCUUAUUUCAGCAGCAAGCAAGCCUUCCUUAAACUUGUACCUUCCAAAUGCUUUAGAUUGCAGUACCCAGGUAGAGAAAGCAGUAGAUGUAAAAGCAGAAUAAAUCAUUUUCUACAUCCAUGGCUACCAAUUAUCUCAGUUCAAUGAGGCCACCUGCCCUGCAGCCCCAUUAUUGCACAGUGAUCCUAUCUAAAUGUAACUUAAAUCUUUCUAAUCAUCUGAUUGAGCAAAUGACUUUUUAUGGGAACGCUAUUGAGACAAGGAUCCUAAAUAAUCAAUUAAAAUAGUUGAUCAUACGUGAUGCAAAGCAGUGAUAGGUUCCCCCAAUUCUCUUUCAUUAUUAAGUACUUUCUAAUGCCAAUUGUGUUUGUGCUUUUUAAAGUUUUUGGAUCCAAGUGAUUUAAGAGUUUAUUUUAAGCAAUUACGGCAUGGGUAGGCAAAUUAAGGGGCCCAAGGGAUCCGGCCCAAUCGCCUUCUAAAUCCAGCACCUGAACGGUCUGGGAAUCAGUGUGUUUUUACAUGAGUAGAAUGUGUGCUUUUAUUUAAAAUGCAUCUCUGGGUUAUUCGUGGGGCAUAGGAAUUCGUUCUUUUUCCCACCCCAAAAUAUAGUCCGGCCCUCCACAAAGUCUGAGGGACCGGGCCCCCUGCUGAAAAAGUUUGCUGACCCCUGAAUUACAGAUUUCAUUUUUAACCUUUCUGAAUGGACAUGGGGGAUGGGGAGAGAAUAGACAUUAAUUAAAUACAAAUACUUUCUCUGAAGUGUUUUGAGAACACCAUACACAAAACCACCCCUGCUAUCUACCAGUCUCACAAAUCACAGCUCCAAAGAAAACGUCUCACAAAGGCACUUAGUAGAACCACUGAAGCAAAGAGUUGGGGUGUGUAUGUGUGGAAAAGUAACAUCAUUUGUCGGUUUGGGGAGGUUGUUGCUAUUUUGCUCUUUUUCUGCAUGGGGGUGGAAGUACAGAGCAGCCCCCUUUUUGAUACCACCCAUGGCCAUCAUCACCAUUGACAAGCACAAAAUUAAAGCUCAUGGCCAGAUGAACUUCCUUGUGGUACAUUAAGAUUAGUCCGCACAAGCACAUGAAGUUUCCCAAACCUCUAGAAUUAAAAAAUACACUACCUCUUCAGCAGCGACCUCUUUGCCAGGUUAAUGUCAGGAAUGUUCCUGACAGUUAAUGUGUAUAAUCCUUGUAAACAGCUAUGUACACAGUCCAUUGGCACAAGCGCAUAGAACUGUAGACUGAGACGCUAAUCCAAAACUGGUAGCCGGCUGUGGCUAAGCAGGUGAGCACUUAAGAGGCUAACAUACAUAGGCACCCCCAUAACCAGGUCAUUCGUGCCCAGCAUUUGGAAUAUCGCAUGUUUCUGAGAAAACGUUGCUCUUAAAAUAUGGCUUAAGAGAUGAGAACUACCUGUCCCUGUAAUGACUUCAGGUGUGGAUGAUCAGUUAACUAAAUGUGAUUGAUAGGAAGCUGCUUUCAUACAAUGUCUUCAGUGGAGCACUGCAGAUCGGAUGAGCGCAAGGUCAAGAACUGGAUCCAAUUGUGCAGAAUGCCCCGAUGGUACUGGCCUGUGUCAACCACCAUGCCCCAUAACAGCCUCCGCCCAGUGUUCUCCUUCAAAGCAAUUCGAGCUUCCCUCUCAGUCACGUUGUAGCUGAUGUUCAAGAGCUGGAUGAGAAGGAUGUAGCCCAUGCCGGAAGUUACAAUGGUACAGUACCAAACACAGGUGAACGAAAGGGCAGAACUAGAAAGGGGUGGAAACAGAAAGCAAGGAACCCGUUUUAAUAGGGACACAACUGCAUUGCUGUAGGGCUACAGAGAAAAGGGGAGACUGACAUGCUAUUUUGAGAGUAAAUAGUAGUAACCUUUGGUGCCUUCCCAUCUCAGAUUCUGCAUCACAGCAAACUGCAAUCUCAUUUCCCCACUUAGGUGCCUCAUUUCAUUGCAAAAAAUAUUUUUCAAACAGUCCAUCAUCUAUGCCAGGCAUAGGCAAACUCGGCCCUCCAAAUGUUUUGGGACUACAACUCCCAUCAUCCCUCUCCACUGGUCCUGUUAGCAAGGGAUGAUGGGAGUUGUAGUCCCAAAACAUCUGGAGGGCCGAGUUUGCCUAUGCCUUACUAUAAGGUAAUAAGCAUUGGGAUUUGAUUAUUGCUAAGCUCAACAACCAGUUCUCUGCCCUAUACUUCUGCUCUGCAAAAAUGCCCAUAGCAAUGUAGUUGCACUCAGCUGGUUACAGAUGGUCUCUUUACAGGUUACAGACUGAUCUCCCACAGCCUGGGCAUGCUAUUUGACUAUCCCUAAAUUAUGUGUAGCCAGCACGGUGCCCUUCAGAUGUUGAGGACUAUAAUGCCCAUCAGUCCCUGCUAGCAUAAUCACUGAUGGGAACUGUAUACCACAACAUCUCUACCCCUUCUGCAAAGGCCACAGUUCUUCCUUUACACAAUCAUAAUAUUAGAGCUCCUUGCCCACGAAAUCUAUAUAGCUAUAUUGUUACCAUGGUAAAAGCACUACUAGUUGAGGGAAGAACCAAAUUCACCAUUUUAGAUAUGUGUGGGCAAUAAACAGCCUGUGCUUAGAUGUUCUUCAGUUGCUU